GAUUUUGAGCAAAUGAAUCCCGAUGAUGCUGACGAUGGAAAUCAUGAUGAUGAUGCUGAUGACGAUGCCUGAGAGCAAAUCACGGGGUUGAGAUUACGUACGGAGCGCUUGCCGCUUCACAGGGUGAUGAAUAUGAAUUGAGGACGACCACGGGCGCACGGCACGGCGUCAUCAUCAUCGCCGCCGUCAUCCGUCGUAACGGAUGCUGUACGUACCUUGGUUUGUGUGCGGGAACCAAAUGCAACCGGUGUGGCCUAUGGGACAAGGGUUCUCGAUUGUUACACAGCCCAUUCGCUAGCGUUGACUCGUCCUGUACGGUGCCGAGUCCGAGUCGUCCCUAUUACGGAGGAGCCGCGAAGGAAGCGCGCAGUGUCGUUCUGGUGCAGUGUGUGUGGCAUGGUCCUCUCGUGUGUUUGUUGGUAGCAGUAGCGAUUAGUUAUUUAUUGGUUUUGCAAUUAAGGCAAGCGUGGUGUGCAAUUUUCGAUUACUUUCUGAUCAAUGCAGCAAGGUCCGAGUAGGUCGUGAGAAGUGUAAUUUUACUUCUUUUGAUACAAUCGUUGGGGAAGAUCCUGCAAAGAAAGCCAGUGCUCGUGGAAUAGAAAUUGUUUUUAAAGUGUUCGAAUUGUGUUUUUGAAAGGGUAAAUUGCUGUGUGUGUGUGUGUGUGUGUUUCUGUCCGUGUCUGUUCACUUCUUUUACUCCCAAAUGUUCUUCGUACAAAGAUCGCGCUUGUAGUGAAAAUAGUGACCAAACAUCCCGGUUUUUUUCGGGAGGUGAGAGUACAAUCAUGUCCACGGCCAUGUCGACAGCGUUCAUGGUGGACAGUCUGCUGCAGGGCAAGGACUCUCCGAGCGACCAUGGGUCCAGCCCGGUACACGCAACGCCGGGCGUGACGCACGGUGAUGCCGGCUCGCUAGCCUCCAUCUCGGACAGUGACGAGUUUGACGAACCGAAAGACUCCAGCAGUCUGUGUGACUCGCCAAAAAGCUUCCACAGUCUGCACCAUCCGGCAAGCGAACAUCAGCUGCAGCUCCAUCAUCAUCAUCUCCAUCACCACCAUCACCAUCAUGCACUGUUGGUGCAGCAGCAGCAGCAGCAGCAGCAGCAGCAACAGCAGCAUCACCACAAUUCGUCCUCAUUCUCGGACGACGAGCUGCCGGCGGCCGGACCUCCGGUUUCCCUCAGUGCGGGUGUGAGACGACCAGGUGCAACGUUUCGAGCCCACCCGGACCCGGACGGUGUGGCGGCGCUGGAGCCGAUGGAUUUUGUCUGUGCCAAGUGUGGCCACUGCCAGGCGGACCUGAACCCCGCGGCCGCUCGGGAGGGCAGUCCCAUGGUGGUCGGUGGGGACGGUGGGGGAGAUAAGCGGGCGGGGGAAAAUAACAACAAUCACAGCAAGGAGGAGGAGGAGUGCGAUAGUGUUGUGACCGAGCGGCGUGCCGGUGACGGUGAGGGGAUUGGUAGUGAGUACGAGUUUCGGUGUGAAAAGUGCGGGUUCGGGGAGUACGUGGUGCCGGGGAAGCAGACCAUCCUGAAGGAGAGCAGCAAACCGGUGCUGAAGUUCAGUGUGUCCGCCAUACUGGGCGACAGGAAGGAGUGUGUUAAAGUUAGGAAUGAAUUUAUUCAACCACAGCACCUUUGGCCUUACAUUCAGCAGAACCUGAUCCAACAGAACCACUUGGCGAACCCGGCCUUCCUCGGCGCCCAUCCGCACCAUCCGCAUCAUCCUCACCAGCAAUUACCCCCGCAUCAUCAUCAUCCACACCAUCACCCGCAUCAUCAUCAUCCCCACCACCACCAUCAUCAACCGGGCACACAUCCUCUAUCACCUCAUCAGCAGCAGCAGCAACAUCUUACCGUUGGACCCAACGGUAGCCCUACUGGAGGACAUGUAACUAACAACAGCAGCAGUAAUAGUAGUGGUGGUGGUGGUGGACCCCACCACCACCUGCACAACAGCAACAGCAGCAACAGUACGAGCGAGUCGGGCAGCCUGCCCAACAGCCCGGAACUGCAGGAACCGUCGGCCACCGGGUCGGGUCCGAGAGAUAAUAAAAUCAUUGCGAAACCACUUCCGAGUCGACCGACGCCCUUUCUGCACCACAGCCUCAACCAUCCGCAUCUGCACUCGCUGUUGGCCCACUGCCGCAAUCCUUACAUGCCAGGUGGACCACAGGUUUUUCCGCUACCUCCCGGGCAGGGAUUCCCCUGGGCACACUCGACGCGAGGGAAGCCCCGCCGGGGGAUGAUGCGCCGAGCCGUCUUUUCCGACUCCCAACGGAAGGGACUGGAGAAGCGGUUUCAGCUGCAGAAGUACAUCAGCAAGCCGGACCGGAAGAAGCUGGCGGAACGGCUCGGCCUGAAGGACUCCCAGGUAAAGAUAUGGUUUCAGAACCGUCGCAUGAAGUGGCGCAACUCGAAGGAGCGCGAGCUGCUCGCGAACGGUGGCUCCCGCGACCAAACGCUCCCGAACAAGAACAACCCCAACCCGGACCUGUCGGACGCCCGCACCGACCGGCAAACGUCGCUCUCACCGCCUCCCCCCGCAUCACCCCCGCAAGGAUCGACGCCACACGAUGGGCAACCACCGCCUCAGCCCACAACCCCGUCGGCCUCUCCCAAACCGGCCCCAACGGCUCACCAACAGCAGGGCGCAGCACCACAACCACCGCCACCGCCGAUGCUUACCUUCAAGUCCAAGUUUGAGCUGCUGAAACCGAGCGCCGUGGCCGGCGGUGCCGGUGCUGACUUUAAAUUCGACUUUGAGGAUCAGGUGGCGGGAGGGAAUCGACCCCCCGGUGGACACUUCCCGAUGGGUGGCUUUUACCCGGGUGCGACGGAUCCGGCCGUCGGGUCGGGCCGAUCGAACAGUAGCGCCUCGUCGGAGCUGCAGUCGGGAGCGCAGGCCAUGUACUACGACGAGUACGAGUCGGCGGGCGACUCGGACGAUAGCGAUGAGGAGAUUAAUGUCACGUGACCUGAUACAAGCGACGAUGAGCUGAUGGGGCAGGGUGCUCCCCGGGCCGGAUGUAAAUAGAAAGGAAAUGAAGAGACAAAUGAUCAGAAAACACAUAGGAACAGAGUUUUGCAUAAAAUGUACGAAAAUGUGUGAUGUACCAUAGAGGAUCGAGGGGGGAAGGAUUAAGCCGUUACUUCAGUCAGUGCGUCUAGUUGCUAAGUAUUUAUUGCGCGAACUUUAAUGAAUUUGUACCACUGGUUUAACAACUUCUUUCCAAACACAAUUCAAUCAAUCAAUCCACAGUACACGAACAAACACGCCCUAAAGCCAAUGGUCGGAGAUGUGGCGGCUGGGAAAGAUUACACAGAAUUUCAAAUAAAUGUAAUUCCUGCACUAAAGCUAAACAAAACUUCGAUGCAAAUUGAAGAGUGUUCUUUUUUAAGAGGAUUGGAUUUGUCAUGAAAAAAUGUUGAGAAACGAAGUCAAAUUAAUUUGUGGAUUAGCGAGGAAUUAAACAAGCUGUGGGGUUCAUGUUCACCUAUGAGUCAUGUUUCCAAUACUCCGAUAGACAGUGUCUUGUACGAAGAAUUGAGGCAUAAACAAUUAUAUGAUCUACUGCAUGAACAAGUAAUCGACGGAUGGUUUCAAUUUCCCAAAUUUAAUUCUAUCAGAUAUAUUUUGUUAUGCAAAGCUCGCUAAAAACGGUUCUAUCCAUUUCAAAACCGUAUAAGCUUGGACAUUUCACAGCUAGAUGGCGCUGUCGAGCAUACUAAUGCGUGAAUUUGAAUCAUAGAUGGCGCUUUUUGCACAGUAGGAAUGGUGAGGACGUAUGAAAAGCAGCAGUGUUUCUUGGGUUCAUGUUCACAAGCGAGCUACUUGCGUGUAUUACCAUCGUUUCUUUGGUCGUUUAUUAUGUUUUUUGAUUAAUUUUGAUUCUUUGCAAUAAUUUUUAUCUUUUCAUCAAUUUUUUCUAUCGAUUCUUUCUAUUUAAUUGAAUUACAGUAGAACGUCGAUUAUCCGGGGGCGGAUUAACCGGCGGGCGGUUUAACCGUGCACAUAAAUGUGACAGCUGUUCAAGCGUUCAGCGAACAUUUGCAGCGUUAGCCAACUGGGCAACCAGUUUUUUGUACAGCU
Molecule: messenger RNA, 4091 nt
Organism: Anopheles coluzzii
Lineage: Eukaryota; Metazoa; Arthropoda; Insecta; Diptera; Culicidae
Gene: Dbx
Product: transcription factor mef2A
Exons: 5
Coding region: 786-2975 (729 amino acids)
Biological process (GO): regulation of transcription by RNA polymerase II
Molecular function (GO): DNA-binding transcription factor activity, RNA polymerase II-specific; DNA binding
Source: RefSeq, a predicted model, not a curated record